AUGGCACCGAUGCUGUCGCUCGAGGCGGUGCUUGCGGAGGGUCCGGCUGCGGCGGGCGCUUUCGGCGCUGUCUCGGCCGCUUGCGCCGCCGGCGUCAGCAGCAAAGCGUUGCCGACGCUGGUCGCGGCGGCGGCCCGCGGGGCGGUGCAAGGGGCAUCCGCCCUAGCGGGCGCUGGCGAUGGCGGCGGAUGUGUCGGUGACGGGGGCAGCCUGCUCGGCCACUUGGAGGAGGCCCUGCACGUGCUUGGCAGGGCGGCGGGCUGUGACACUAAGCCGACGGUGGCGGCCGCCAAGGAGCUCCUCAGGUUGAAGGGGCCCCAGGGCUCACGCCUCGCUUCGAGGCUCGGGAAGCUGAGCAAGGCCAGGAACGUCGCGGGGCACCCCGAUGUGAGCCUCAUCGACGACGUGCGGACCCUCUUCGGCGGCGCCCCGCAGCUGGUGGCCACGACCGAGGAGACGAUGAUGGACGAACUCGUCCAGAAGCAGGCGACCGAGGAGAAGCCCAUCGACCCUGGAGUGGACGGGGUGCACGACGCGAACAUGCAGAAGGGCGAGCUCUACAGGCAGGCGCUUGCGGACAUCGAAACCAAGCUCCAGCGCAUCGAACGGCAGCUGGAGUGCUUGAGCGCGAAGCUCGAGCAGAAGCAGGACACCACGGCCGUCGGCGACAAGCAGGCGCGGGUGGACAGUAAGACGGUCUCUGCCGCCAAUGACGCGAAGACGUCCGAGGCGGAGGCUGGCGAGUCGACCACCAGCGAGGCCACGGAGACCAACAGCGACACCAAGCUCCAGUGCAUUGACAGGCAGCUGGAGUGCUUGAGCGCGAAGCUCGAGCAGAUGCAGGACACCAAGGGCGUCGGCGAGAAGCAGGCGCAGGUGGACAGCGAGACGGCCUCUGCCGCCAGCGACGCGAAGACGUCCGAGGCGGAGGCUUGCGAGUCGACUACCAGCGAGGCCAUGGAGACCAACAUCGACCCUGAGGGGCAAGAGAUCAGCGGCACGGACGACCAGCUUGAAGACAGGAUCAGAGAGCUCCUGCAGGAGCUCCGCUCCACGAUGGGCUCGGCGGAGUACACGAUGUUCCUACAGAAGGUGAACACGACGUCGCAGAGAGCGAUGCUCGAAGACCUCAUGCACGCGAUCAGCAUGAGGGCACCCAGCAAGGUCGCGGCUGCCCUGGCCGAGCUGGCGGAGGCGACGCCGCUCAUGGCGUGGGAGCAGCUGCGCGCCGAGUUCCACAUACAGUCCGAGAUUUGGAACACCCAGGCGAUGCUGGCGGCUUCCACCGGCAGAGGACCUGGACCCGUGGACGAGGCGAGGACGGAGAUAGAGGGCGCCAUGGACAGGGCGGCCGAGAGCCCGGAAGGCGCAGUGCUGCUGCUGGAGAUGGCGCUGCAGAACGCCGUGGACCGGCGCCUGGAGCUCUGCGCCGGGGUGCUCACGGCCGCCGACCGGCUGAUGGACGUCGGGCGCAUCGCGGAGAGCCGCAGGGCGCUGGCGAAGAGGCUUGAGGCCGCCGCGCCCCCGCGCCGCGGGAGCGCGGAGGCCGCCGAGGCCGCCCGGCUGCUGGAGGCAACGGAGAGGUCUCUGGAGACCUUCUUCCCGAGCUUCCAGGGACCUUCGGCAGUGUUCCUGAGCAGGUUCCGGGUUCCGGCUGUCGGCGCGGCUCAGGACACGGGGGUCGAGCUCUCGGAGCGCUCGUCAUGGGCAACCCGCGGGGUGGCGCGGUGGACCGGCGAGUGCAGCUCUGACCUCGCGGCGACGGGGGGAGCGCCCAUGGCGCGGCGGGGGCGCCCCCGGGCCCUCGCCGCGGCGCUCGCCGCCGCGCUCGCCGCGUGGGCGGCGCUUUCCCGGCGGGGCGCGGCGCCGCUGCUCUUCGCGGGCGGGCGCGCGGCCGCCGCCCCCGCGCGGGGGCGGAGGGCCGGCCACAGGACAGCCGCCAGGGCGCAGCCCCAGGCGCUGCAGUCGCGGGCCACCCUGGGGCUCAUCAAGGCGCAGUACAAGGCCGGCAACCGCAUGAAGGAGCUGGGGAGGCGCCUCCAGGCGGCGGAGUUCGACGCCUCGGCCCUCGGCGGGGCUGUCAAGGUGAAGUUCGACGGGAUGCAGAAGCUCUCAUCUGUCGAGCUCUCCGACACCGCCUUAGAGGCCGCCAGCGGAGACCGCGGCAAGCUGUCCGAGGCGCUCCUGGGCGCCCUGCAGGAGGCCUACGACAGCAGCGCGCGGGCAACCAAGGGCGACGUCUGGGAGCUCUACCAGCAGCACAGCGAGCUCCUUCAGGCUCCCCUCAACCAGAUCGGCGCGGGCGACACCGUGGUGGACCUGUGGGCGAACGUCGUCAAGACGGAGGAGUCGGAAAGGCUGGCAAGUGAGCUCUUCGAGAAGUUCGACGAGGACAAGGACGGGUCCUGGAACCUGAUCGAGACGUCUAGGGUGCAGAUGGCGACCGAGGGCACCGAGAUGACCGAGGAGGCGUUCAAUUCGCUCAUCAUCGCGGCCGCGCCCGAUGGAGGGCGGAAUCUCACCGAGGAGGAGCUCGCGAAGGGCCUGUCCAGGACGCAGGUCAUUGAGCUGUACACGGACGCCGAGCGUCAGAGGCUGUGGCCGCGAGCCCACCUCGCACGGACAGCGCCAGCUGUAAACAUGGCGGCGGCUCGCGAGAAGGAGGUCUACUUCGCGAAGCUCGCGGAGCAGGCGGAGCGCUACGACGAGAUGGCGACCCACAUGGAGGCAGUGGGGAAGUCGGGGGACGAGUUGUCGGUUGAAGAGCGCAAUCUCUUGUCAGUGGCCUACAAGAACGCCGUGGGUUCGCGCCGCGCGGCGUGGCGCAUCAUCACUAGCGUGGAGCAGAAAGAGCUCAGCAGGGGCAACGAUGAGAACGCACAGUGGGCGAAGGAGUAUUGUAAGAAGGUGGAAACUGAGCUCGAUUCCAUCUGUAAGCAGAUCCUUGCUCUGUUGGACGACGGCCUGAUCGGGAAGGCAACGACAGUCGAGUCCAAGGUAUUUUACCAGAAGAUGAAGGCCGACUACUAUCGCUACAUUGCCGAAUACACCACCGACGAUGUCAAGACAAAGGCUUCGAAUGACGCCCAAUCUGCCUAUCAGGAAGCGCAAGCGGUGGCAACCAAGGACUUGGCAGCGACACAUCCGAUCCGCCUCGGUCUUGUUCUGAACUACUCAGUGUUCCUAUACGAGGUGGUUGGGAAUCCGGACGAGGCGUGCAAGAUGGCGCGCAUCGCUUUCGAGGACGCGAUCGCCGAGCUUGACAACGUCGGGGAGGACUCGUACAAGGACUCCACCCUAAUCAUGCAGCUGAUUCGCGACAAUCUGACGCUCUGGACCUCGGACCAGGAGGACAGAGAGCCGUGA
This is a messenger RNA of Prorocentrum cordatum, 3366 nucleotides long. The record is from the annotation of a GenBank genome assembly. NCBI's taxonomy places the organism in Eukaryota, Dinophyceae, Prorocentrales, Prorocentraceae.